This is a messenger RNA of Camellia sinensis, 1318 nucleotides long. Lineage: Eukaryota; Viridiplantae; Streptophyta; Magnoliopsida; Ericales; Theaceae. The record is from RefSeq and is a predicted model, not a curated record.
UCUUACUUUGCUAUCUGAUGGGAACUCAAACAGCUUAGUGCUUCAGCUGCUGCUUGCGCACUCUCAGUUUGCACCUACCAUACAUUAUGUUUCCAAAUCAUCUGGUGGUUCUCAGUUUGGUGUGAUCUUUAAGCCUAUGUCCAGCAUUCUAAGAUUACUUGUUGUUCCAUCUACUGAUCAAAGUGCACUUAAUGUGGAAAUGAGUCCACAAAAUACAUAUGAACUGAACAUGAAACGGUUGGAAAUUGUUAAGUUACUUAGGGCACCGUUUCAUUUCACGUCUCAGCAGUGUGGUUUUGAUUUCAAAAAAGACAUCAGUGUGAAUUCUAGAGAAUUGGUUUUCUUGGUUCUGUCUUCUUAUGGUGCAACACUCAGUGAAGUUGACUUGGAAAUAUAUGAUCUCAUGUUUGAAAUUGAGUCUGCUAAUGAAUCAAAUUUUGGAAGCAUUGCUGAGAUGGAUUACCUUUGGGGAGCUGCUGCUAUAAAAGUAAGAAAAGAACGAGAACAGGAGCAGGAUCUGUCAUCUGUUAAUAUGAAUGAUGUUGAAGCAAUUGAAGAACGCCGAAGAAGUCAAUUUAGGGAAAACCUCCCUGUUGACCCCAAAGUGUGUGCAACUACUGUGCUACAUUUUCCUUAUGAUAGAACUGUGAGUGAGGGAACUUCAUUCUUGUCCAAGUAUCGGCAUGAUAAUUCUGAGACACCUUAUGCAAAUGUUGAGAAAAUACGAAUAUAUGAUCCUGUUUUCAUAUUGCACUUCUCAAUUCAUAGUCUGUCAAUGGGUUACAUUGAGCCUAUGGAGUUUGCUAGUUUAGGGUUGCUCGCAAUUGCAUUCGUUAGCAUAUCUUCACCACAUGAUGGGAUGAGGAAAUUAGGUUAUGAGGCUCUUGGAAGAUUCAAGACUGCAUUAGAGAGGUGUCAAAAGAGGGAGGGUUUAGUGCGACUUCGGCUUUUGUUGACGUAUUUGCAAAAUGGUAUAGAAGAUCCUUGGCAGAGGAUUCCUUCUAUCAUUGCUAUGUUUGUUGCAGAGGCUUCUUUCAUAUUACUGGACUCUUCACCUGAUCAUUAUUUAACCAUAAGUAACUUUUUGUUGCGCUCUCCGAGGGUGAAUGUGAAGUGUAUGCCAUUAUUUGAAACUUUUUUUUGGAGCAGCACUGUGAAGUUUAGGACACUCAGACUCUGGAUACUUCGUCUCUUGUAUGCUGGGCUAAAUUCAGAUGAUGAUGCUCAAAUAUAUAUCAAGAACAACAUCCUUGAGAUUCUACUGGCUUUUUAUGCCUCUCCGCUUUCGGAUUAUGAGUCAAAGGAAUUGAUCCUUCAG